UAUGGUUCUAUAUACCAACCUUGACAUUGCUUACUAAGAAAUGAAAACUUAUUAGUCGACAAGUUUAAACCUUUAACAAUGAGUCGAGGUCGUAGACAUAUGAUACAGUUGGAUGAGCCUGCCAGCAGGACUUUCUACAGUAAUGAACCAACCUACAAUCAAGAAAUGGAACAGAAUGAUGAAGAGGAUGAUGAUGCUGGUGACAUGCCUACCCCUGAGAGACUGGUUACAGAAGACAUGCUACCAGACAGCUACAAUGAGACGAGGCCCACCUUUAGUAUGAACAAGCCUGCUGGAGAGCUGGACAAUAAAGUUGCAAACUUUCUUGCAGAAAUAGAUGCGAUGGAUGAGCCGAUGCCUGAGCCUCCUCCUCCAGCACCAGUCAGUCAACAGGAUGUCCAUCGAUCUCCGGUUAGAGACUCCAGGUCUCCAGUCAGGUCCAAACCAAAUGCCUACAGCAAUAUGUUUGUGAAGGGCACACCUGAAUUUGUUCAGACAAAGAAAGGAGAUUCAGAAAAGCAUGGGAAACAAAUGAAGCUGGAGCCUUGGCCUGAAGAGCCAACUACAGAUUGGCAGCAGUUGAAGGAUGAGAAGACAAACUACCCGUACUAUUGGAACAUGCAUACAAAUGCUGUUGUGUGGGACAUGCCACCCGAGUUUUCUCAGUACCUGCUCCGACACAAGGAGUAUGAGGAAAAGGUGGAGCGUGGGCUGAGAGAGGGCACACUAGAUCCAAAACAGCGACCUGGCCAGCAGAAUGGUGAUGAAGCUUCUAAAGAGAGCAAGCAAGCUUCUGCUGUUAAAGCUGAAUCAGCACCACAAAAGACGGAGAAGACAGAGCAUAAAUCAAAACACCGGAAGAAUGGCUCAUCCAGUGAGGAUAGCAGUAGUGAUAGUUCUGACAGCGAAGGUGAAACAUCCCGUAAACACAAGCCCCGAUCCCCAAGGCAGGAUGAGAAAUCACCGAAGCGCGAAACAGAGAAAGGCGGGGCUCCAGAAGUGUCGUCUUCAUCAUCUUCAGCUAGCAGUAGAGACAGUCAUAAACAUGCAAAGAGUUCAGUGAGUCCGGACUCCACACGGCCAGAUGACAAGAAGCCCGUGGUUGAGGCGAGCAAGGAUGCCGAUGACAGCAUGGACUUUGACAUCGAUGACAUUGACAAGCAGCUUGAAAUGGCUCUUGAAAAGAAACGGCAAGAACUUAUGAAAAAGGAAGAAAACAAAGAGAAGGUUAAGGAAGAGAAACCCAGUAAGGGAGAAGACGACCGGCACCGAAAACAUAGUCGACACGAUCGGGACAGAGACAGCAGACAUGAAAGGGAUAGGAGGAGGGAUCGUGAUGAUAGGGAGGAGAAGAAACCUAAACUCACGCUGAAAGAGCGACUGAGAAUUGAGAUGGAACUUAAGAUGGAGAAGGAGAGACGCAAAAAGAAGGCGAUUGAGGAUCUUAUGGCACGUGAGCUCGAACAAACCGUGGUCUCGACUAGCAGGGGUCAUAAAAGACACAGCGAGGAUAGGGACAGUAGGGACAGUCGGGAUAAAUCAAGGGGACACAAGCGUUAUCGACAUGAGGAGGAUCGGUAUGGGGACCGGUAUCGGGACAGGGAUGAUUACGACAAUUGGGACCACAGGGGAGGCUACUCUUCAAACAGGAAUGAUGAUGACCCAAGGUUCAAGCCCCCACCCCCUACAGAAGAGAUGAUGGCAUACAAAGAGGACAGAAAGUCCCAGGUAGUCGACUACGGUCAUGGACGGUCCAGGAAUGGUGAUUCAGAUGAGGAAAGGUCCAGAUCUGCAGAUGCCCAGGAUAAUGAAGUGAAAAAAUUAGAGGUUCUACAACUUGCAGAGCUGGCACUGAGUAAGCUAGAGUUUCUCGAGGUUUCGAAGAAGGGUCUCUCCAAGCUCCAGAUUCUCCUUAUUGAACUCGAGACACGUCACCAGGACUGGCAGGCAGGUGGCCUAACCACGAUCCACUUCCUGGCAAAGUUGCGGGAGGCAAACUGGCAACUGGAACAGUACGAAGGCAGUGCUGCUCCCCUGGGAUGGAAGUGCUCUUGGGACAGAGAUUACAGGCGCUAUUACUACACCCACAAGCGGACGGGAAAGACGCAGUGGGAUUAUCCGGAUGCCGAUGAAAUGAAGAAUGAGGAUGAUAAGGCUGAGAAACUCAAAAAGGAGAUGACUUCAUCCUCCAGCAAGACAGAGCCAUCCUCGAGCAGCCAGUACAGUUUCCAGUCCCCAGCGCCUCCCCAUAAGCUACUGAGUGCAGUGACGGCACCACCGCCACCCCCUCCCCCACCUGCUGAGGAACAUUCAGCUGUCAAGUCCCUCCAGCUCAUGUAUGGCAGUGAUAGCGAGGAGGAGGAAACAGAAGAACAACAACAACCGCCCAAGGAGCCUCCAGCCCCAAUAUUGCCAGAUGAGUUACCUCCCUUGCCCCCUGAUAAUCACCACCACAAGGAGAAGAAAGAGAAGAAGAAAAAGAAGAAAAAAGACAAAUCCAAGAAGAAAGAAAAGACUGAAUCUGCCAUUGUAGCGGGUCCUUCAGGUCAGGAGUUCAUGUCAGUUGGUUCUAUGUAUCCCAUAACCAUGCCAGCAUUACCCCCCUCCCAGCCCCCUCCUCCAGGAGUUGAACCACCCACCCCGGAACCUACAAAUGUAGUAGACAGUUCAAGUGCCAUAGCACAGGUGCCAGUAUAUGGUGGUUCAGAUGCAGACCAUUACGCCAUGAAUGACCUUCCCCUGAAGUUUGGUUCUGUGAUUGAGUCCGGUCCCCAGCUUGCCUCAGACACAGUCAGCUACCAACAGCCUCCACCUCCAACAGAUGGGGAACCAGCCAUUGGACAUUAUACAAGUGAAGCAGGAGGUAUUGGGGAGCCAGACCAAGGGGUUCCGGAUGGGGCUCCUUUCGGGCAUGAGGCUCCACAAGGGGUCGCCCCUGCUACAGAGGAAAAGAAGAAAAAGAAGAAAGAAAAGAUGGGGUCAGGUAGCAUCUCACUGAAGAAGAAGCAUGUGUCAUCAAUGGUUCAGAAGUGGCAGAAAGUUAAAAAAGAGGUUGAGUUGGAGGAACAGACUCGCCAGAUGCGGGAAGCAGAAAUACGCAGGAAACUCGCAGAGCUGGAAUGAAUUCUGUGCGGCAGAGAGACUUCAUUUGUGGAAAUAAGUGGACAAUUUGUGUUGCUUAAAUUUUAUGGACGGUUACAAAAGUAUGUGGUAGAACAUACAGAAAAAAACUUCCUGAACUAUUUCAAUAGUAUUAAUUUUGAUAUACAUGGCAGAAAUGAAAAACAAGUCAGUGAAUUUGUGUAGUGCUUGUUGUAUAGAUACAUUUAAGAACAACAUGAUUGUAUGAAAUGUGUAUGGUUUAAAUACAAAAAAACUUCAUGUAAAAUGUAAAGGAACUUGCAUGUACCAGCAUGUGUGGUACGCAUAAUAUUUGUUAAGAGAACAGUGCUGCUUUUGGGAAAUUAUAUUUCUGCUCUCCUUGUCCUUUCCAAGCUGGUCUUGUAGAUAUAUAUUUAGUGACUGUUUCUUAACUUUCUCAAUACAUCGGCACUGGAUAUCAUCAGGUAGGAUGCUAGUCCAAGUCAAGGCUCUGAACCUCCCAUUGGUGAGAUUUGCGACCAAACCAAGGGGACUUGCACAGAGCCUGGUUGGCCCCCAUUUAUCUGGGGCUAAGCCCUCUUACUUUUUUCUCUUAGUUGUGCAACGUUUUAGAUGUAAUUCAUCGUCGUUACACAACCAAUUCUUUUGAUCUGAAUUAUUCUCAUUGCUUUAUACCUGAUUCAAUGAUGAGGGUAUACCCCAUUUAGGCUUCUAUAUUCCUCUUUAAACUGCAUGAAGAAUGUGUUUGGGUCAAGCCAUAAUGCAGCCAAUAGGCGCUGGCAGACCUUAAAAUUAUUAAUUCUAACACAUACUCUUCUAUUGAAACAUCGCAGUGUUCUUUUUAGAGCACUACUAGUACAAAGAAGAACAGUGUAUACAUUUUAAAAAUUGUGUUUGAUUGUAAAUACUUGUUAAUUUAAAAUCAACAUAUUGCACCGCAUAAAUACCUUUUCUUAGAAGAAAGACCAUGCCAUAGUAUUAAGUAAAUGUUCAUAUACAUGUAUAGACCAUUACUGUCUUGAUGCAUGUAUGGUUCAGUUUAAAUUAUUUUAGAUACAUGCUUCGCUGGUAAGUACAUAUGGCUUUCAUUGUUUAAAAAGACUUAAAUUAAGUUUUUAAGUGACCAAGAUGGUUGUGAUGCAUCUUUGGAUGCAAAAUGUGCCAAUAUGCUUCUGUCAGGUCUACAUUUAUCUGUGAAAAGCCUACAGCUAUCCCAUGUUGUAUUAGAUCUUUUCAGGUGCUCCUAUAUAUUUUUUCUGCUUGAGAUGUUGGUAUAAAGCCAACUGAUAUUACAUGUAAAAUGUGCUUAACUGUUUACUGUAAAAUACUGUGAAUUAUUUCUGAGUAUUAAAUGAUAAAAAAAGA
Molecule: messenger RNA, 4467 nt
Organism: Mya arenaria
Lineage: Eukaryota; Metazoa; Mollusca; Bivalvia; Myida; Myidae
Product: formin-binding protein 4-like
Exons: 21
Coding region: 79-3123 (1014 amino acids)
Molecular function (GO): protein binding
Source: RefSeq, a predicted model, not a curated record